This is a messenger RNA of Coccomyxa subellipsoidea C-169, 936 nucleotides long. RefSeq lists its product as hypothetical. Lineage: Eukaryota; Viridiplantae; Chlorophyta; Trebouxiophyceae; Coccomyxaceae. Bases 1 to 936 code for a protein of 311 amino acids. The record is from RefSeq and is a predicted model, not a curated record. The transcript is spliced from 5 exons.
AUGCGCGUGCUCAUGAAGGAGCAUGGAGCUCGGACGCAUGCUCUGAGGCCGCGCCACCAUGCAGGUGGCGCAAAGCUGGAGUUGCCAGAGGGGGCAUCUCAGAUUGACAGCCCCCUGGAGCGGCUGGAGAAUCACUACUCCAGCCGCGGUGCACCCGGGCCCUACUUUGCCAUGUGCCUCGUGGUGAAGGACCAGGGAGAUGACCUGCGAGAGUGGGUGGACUACCACCGCAGCAUUGGCGCUGAGAAGUUCUACAUCUUCGAUGACAACAGCAGCGUCCCUGCCCUGCUCGAGGUCCAGGAUCUCAUCCAUGCAGGCAUUGUGGUAUAUGAGACUAUAGAGAGCUAUGAUCACCCCUCCGACAAGGUGCAGCUGUGGGUGUAUGACACCUGCAUACAACGCUACGCCGGCCAGCACCAGUGGAUGGCAUUUGUGGACGUCGAUGAGUACUUUGUCAUCACUGACAGCAACAUCACAGCCUUGCCAGACCUGCUGAAGGACUACGAGGACUAUGGGGGCCUGGUGGCAAACUGGCAGAUGUUUGGCUCGUCUGGGCACAUGAGCAGGCCGCCAGGGGGCACGCUAGAGUCCUAUGUGCAGUGCUUUCCAGUCGAUCACAGGGAGAACCGGCACAUCAAGAGUAUCGUCAACCUAGACUAUGCUGAGCGCGCAGACCGCGACCCACACCACUUCCUCUUCAAGGAUGGCAAGCAUUCAGUCAACACAGCUCGUCAGAUGGUUGAUGGCCCCAUGGCAGAGGAUGUUGUGACGGACCGGCUGCUGCUGCACCAUUAUGUGACAAAGUCCCUGGAGCAGUACCUCGCCAAGAUCACCCGCGGCAGCGCGAUGGGCAACCGCAAGAGCAUCGAGUUCUUCGACUUUGUGCAAAAGGAGGCCACAGAGAACUGCACAGCUGCGCUGCACCUGGGCCGGUAG